Manihot esculenta (cassava) is the source of this 1235-nucleotide messenger RNA. RefSeq names its product protein COFACTOR ASSEMBLY OF COMPLEX C SUBUNIT B CCB2, chloroplastic. The record is from RefSeq and is a predicted model, not a curated record. The transcript has 6 exons. NCBI's taxonomy places the organism in Eukaryota, Viridiplantae, Streptophyta, Magnoliopsida, Malpighiales, Euphorbiaceae. The coding region runs from base 116 to 985 and encodes 289 amino acids. Gene Ontology annotation, biological process: cytochrome b6f complex assembly.
CAGUCUGGGCUUGGGGCUGAUCCGCGAUGUCUCUAAAUUUCUCAGCCCAUAAAUUCGCAUUGCGUUUUAUCUCUCCUCAAAUUUUCUCGUUACCCAAACAAGGCAAAGAAAGGAAAUGAGCGGUCUUUCAAUAAGCCCCUCAAUUCAGUUGAAAAUCCGUCCCUAUUUUCGCUCCAAAUUCAACAGAAAUUCCUUAAUCACAUAUGCUCGAAUUGACAAUUCUCAAACGUCAAAAGAUCAACAGCAGGAACUAAACCUUUCUGUUCUUCGCUUCACAUUUGGCAUACCUGGGUUGGACGAAUCGUACUUGCCUAGAUGGAUAGGCUACGGGUUCGGCUCGCUGCUGCUACUGAACCAUUUUCUGGGUUCCAAUUCUGCCACUAGCCCGCCACAGCUGAGAACGGAGGCUUUGGGUCUUUCUUUGGCGGCAUUCUCCAUUGCACUUCCUUUCUUUGGAAGAUUUCUCAAGGGUGCUGCUCCAGUGGAUCGGCCAUCUCUUCCUCAAGGCGCCGAGCAAGUCUUUUUGAUGUCAGAGGAUAUCUCCAAUACUCAGAAGGAGGACUUGGCUUGGGCAACCUAUGUUUUGCUGCGAAAUACUAACACCAUUGCUGUGUUGAUAACGAUCCAAGGUAAAUUAUGUGUUCGUGGAUACUGGAACACUCCAGAUAACUUUCCAAAGGCUCAGCUACUCGAUUGGUUUAAGAUUCAGAUUGAAAAUAUUGGUUUGUUUGACAUGAAGGAAACCCUCUAUUUGCCGCAGACUGCAGAAUCUGGACUCUGGGAGAUGCUUCCCAAGGGGACUCGUUCCCUACUGGUAGAGCCUGUGAUUCAAGAUAUAGACCAAAGUACCAAUGAGAUGGAAAAGACUGUAGAUUUGGUCUUGUUGGCUUCAAGUAUUGUGUAUGCGUAUAGUGAUAAGGACAGAGCCUGGAUAAGAGCUGUGGCAAACAAAUUUGCAGGUGAGAGCAUAUGUUCAGAAUCAUAAAAAAUUUGCUAUGCAAUUUUGAUGUACGAAUUCAGUCAUCAGUAUCAACAGAAAAGCAUUCUUUAGUUAUUUCGCCAUUCGUGAUUGGCAGUGUUAAUGCACGGUUAUGCAGGUUGUCGUUGAAAAUGGCUUUCAUUCCUAGUUUGAUUUACUGUUAGCUGCUCUUGAAAACGUUACAGGCAAACUUGUGCUAUUACUUUUUCUUUUUAAUUAUCUUGAAAAUCAACUUGGAAACAAGUAUUUGCAUUCC